This is a messenger RNA of Lytechinus pictus (painted urchin), 7308 nucleotides long. Its product is annotated as F-box/WD repeat-containing protein 7-like. The transcript has 12 exons. Gene Ontology annotation, molecular function: protein binding. The record is from RefSeq and is a predicted model, not a curated record. Lineage: Eukaryota; Metazoa; Echinodermata; Echinoidea; Temnopleuroida; Toxopneustidae. The coding region runs from base 321 to 2588 and encodes 755 amino acids.
AACGUAAUGUAAGAUGGAUUAAUUGCGUUCAAUGAUACUAUCAGCUCCUCCGUACACAGAAGAAAAUACUACAAAGUAGACCUCAUAAAGGAGCAGAUAUUCUACAUUUUGCACCUUUUAUUUCAUUUUACUACAUUUCUACGAUCAUGAUAACAUUAAUGAGAAGUUGCUUUACGUGAAAAUAUGAAAUUUUCGACCAGGAAAUGCUAUCCUGUGGUUCCCGAAGGACUUGACGACAGUGCGAAACGCCUUGGGGCCGGCUUUGCAGCCGCACAGCUGCAGCACAGCACAGCUGAGAGAAAAGGUAGUCUUCCCGUACCAUGGCAAAGGUAGACAUCAAUUCUGCUGAUGUAGAUGCCCUGACAUCUCUACUCGGUGUGGGGAGGAACAGAGCUGAAGCUAUCGUCCAGCAUAGAGAGGCCUCUGGGGGAUUCAACAGCAUCCAGGACCUGAUCACAGUACCUGGUAUCGGGAGCAAUGUGGUGGAUAUGAAUAGGAACCGGCUGCAGUGCCGUACGAACCAUGAUGAUAGGACUCAGUCAACACCUUCCUCUAACCUCAGAAACUCUUCCCUUUCAUCAUCUUCAUCAUCAUCGUCAUCAUCGUCUCCAUCAGUAUUUACCCCCUCGCAAUCAAACUCUUCAUCUCAUGCACCAAACAGCAGUGGCCUCAUGCGGCGUGGCAGGUACGCGCAAGUUCGUACUCUAUACUCCUCUUCCUCCGCCAGCCAGACGCAUCAUUCGUCAAGCACGAGCAGUAGUGGCAGCGGCAGUACCUUCGGCUUUCGUAGGAGAACAACUCGAUUGGGAAGCAUUCUAGAACCAAAGACAGAGAGUGACUGCAAUGGCAAUAAUGACACGUGUCCUAGUCCUCCUGCCCCGGCGAUCGCGAAGGUCCUCCGGUCCGGCCCCAUUGCUGUAGGCGGAGAUGGUGAUCACUCCGCGUCUGAGUCCAAGGUGGCCAAGCGGAAAUCGGAGCCGCCAGUGAAUGAGGAAGCAUCGACCAGUAAGAAGACGUGUAAACCACCCAAAUGCAAGGGAGGCAGCAUAGUUCCCUAUCCAAUGUCAACGGCAUUGAGGUCACAUGGUUCUUCGUCGUCGGGGUCACCGCAGCGUAAACGAUUGACGUCUUUUCUCCAACAAUCAACUCCUCCGUCCAACCUUGCCACCUGGCUUAAAAUGUUCCAGGGCUGGAACCAGUCAGAAAAGAAGCGAGCCCUGGAUGACCUCAUAGAGAGAUGCGAACCCUCCCAAGUAAGGCAUAUCAUGUCCAUCAUUGAACCUCAGUUUCAGAGGGACUUCAUCUCAUUAUUACCCAGAGAGUUGGCUCUCUACGUCCUGUCUUUCCUGGAGCCGAGGGACCUCCUGCGCGCUGCCCAAACCUGCCACUACUGGCGGAUCCUCUGCGAAGACAACCUCCUGUGGAAGGAGAAGUGCAGGGAGACCGGCAUCGAGGAGCUCAACGGCAAACAGACCAAGAGGAGGUCCAACUCCGGUGUCCCCCGGAGUCCCUGGAAGAGCAUGUACCUGAGGCAGCAUCAGAUCCAGUACAACUGGAGGUUUGGCGAGAUCAAGACUGGGAAGGCAUUGAAAGGUCAUGAUGAUCAUGUGAUUACAUGCUUGCAGUUCAACGGUCAGCGGAUUGUUAGUGGUUCUGAUGACAAUACACUCAAAGUGUGGUCAGCUCUUACUGGCAAGUGCUUGCGGACAUUGGUAGGACACACCGGUGGCGUCUGGUCAUCUCAGAUGAAUAACAACAUUGUCAUCAGUGGGUCAACGGAUCGGACGCUGAAGGUCUGGAAUGCCGACACUGGACACUGUAUACACACGCUCUACGGUCACACGUCAACGGUCAGGUGUAUGCACUUGCAUGGCAACAAAGUGGUCAGUGGGUCAAGAGAUGCUACUCUAAGGCUAUGGGACAUCGAGACCGGCCAGUGCCUUCAUGUCCUGAUGGGUCACGUGGCAGCGGUCAGAUGCGUCCAGUACGAUGGCCGACGGGUGGUCAGUGGGGCCUAUGACUACACGGUCAAGGUCUGGAACCCAGAGACGGAGGAGUGUCUACACACGCUGCAAGGUCACACUAACAGAGUCUAUUCAUUACAGUUUGAUGGUACCCACAUAGUGAGCGGUUCCUUGGACACGUCUAUACGGGUCUGGGAUGCAGACACCGGUGAAUGCAAGCACACGUUAACCGGUCACCAGUCUCUGACCAGCGGCAUGGAGCUGAAAGACAAUAUCCUGGUAUCCGGGAAUGCAGACUCCACGGUCAAGAUCUGGGACAUCACGUCCGGUCAGUGCUUACAGACGUUGCAAGGUGCCAACAAACAUCAGAGCGCUGUUACAUGCCUUCAGUUCAAUCGUAAAUUUGUGAUCACAUGUUCUGACGAUGGCACCGUCAAGCUAUGGGACUUGAACACUGGUGAAUUCAUUAGAAACUUGGUGACUUUGGACAGCGGGGGCAGUGGGGGCGUGGUGUGGCGGGUCUGCGCCAAUCCAACAAAACUGGUGUGCGCGGUCGGAAGCCGCAAUGGCACGGAAGAGACGAAACUGUUGGUGUUGGACUUUGAGCCAGAUCCAAGGCUCUGACCAGAGGUUAUGGCUAGGAAGUAACAGGAAUUGUUGCAGCUGCAGUGGUUUGUGUUACUUCUGUGAAAGAGAGAGAAGCCAUCACGAUUAAGGCAACAGGAGCUGUAGCAACAUCUCCUCUUGGUCGAUUGCAGAUGUCGGCUAGGAAGAGACGGGAGGCUUCAUAGUUAAAAAGAAGUCGUGACUGCAGUAGUAGGAGCUUUAGCAACCUCUCCUCGUAGUCGAUUACAGUGGUCGGCUAGGGGGAGACAGGAACUUACGCAGCCGCUGAGAUUGGAGUCUUUGCAGUGAAAGAGAGAAAAGUUGCCGUGACUGCAGGAGACGUCUCUUUAGAGAUGUCUCUUUAUAGUCAAAUGCAGAUGUCGGCUCAGAAGAGACGAGAGUCUUCACAGCUGCCGAGUCUUUUCAGUCCAAGAAAGAGUAGUUGCAGUGACUGCAGAGAGAGUGACUACUCUUAGUUGGUAAGAGAUGUCCUGCCACAAAGAUAUCAGAAGCGUUGCAACUUCGACUGAAGAGUGAUGAUUGCAGAUAUCCUUCUGGUUCUGUGAGACUGAUUCAAAUUGUAUUAAAUUCACACUGUCUUCAGGUUCAAAGGUUGGACAGAACUACCAGGAUGGAAUGCAUUUUGUUGUGAAUUGCAGUAUGAGAGUGAAGUGGAUUAUUGAAUGCCAAAGGUUGCUGUGGGUUCUUUUAGAGCAGCUAAGCAGAAUGAAGAGAAGGGAAUUCACAAGACCCUGUGAGAUAACGUAGAGCCUCAUCCUGCACCAAAUUUAAAUGGAGACAAUGAGAUGAGAAAGCCAGUCACAUAAUCAGAGUCCUGUAUUAAUAUGAUAUAAUGCCACAUGUUGAAAAUACUGAAUUGCCUAAGGAGCAAUCACACAUGGCCAAAGCUGGAUCCUGCUUCAUAAAAAGGUGUUCUAGUAACAAAUUUACAAUAACAGUUUAAAGCUACUGAAAUCAGUAAAUUUGAUUGGAUAAUGGCAAAUUUGUUAUAGAAAUUGUGCAUUUGUUUUUUAAAAACAAGUCUUUGUGAAACAAGACCGAGAUCCAUUCCUGGCAUCUUGAACCAUCAUGAACAAAUAUCAUUGGUAUUGAUGGGAAAAUUACUGAAAUGCCAAACAAAAUUUGCGAUGUGCUGCUGCUGCCUUUUAAUAGUUUUGUUAAUCAUAUUAGAGGAGAGGGUAAUAUAGGUUUUAAAGCAGAGGUUAUUAUCCAAGGGUUUCUCAAAGAUAAAGGUAUUGAGAAUUGACUUCUUGUAUUUCUAUUGAGUUGGUUAUCAGUAGCUUGGUGGAGAGAAUAUAAUUGUGUGGGCCUGGGGACUAUAUUUUUAAAAUAAUCAAAAGGCAAGGUUUGAGGUUUAUUCUCUGUAAAGAGUAAAGGAAACAGUUUAGAGAGUUACUGUAAUUUUGGUGAUCUUUCCCCAUGAUUGCUUGUGUAUGUACAUCUAUCUAUCUAUCUAUCUAUCUAUCUAUCUAUCUAUCUACAUGUAUCUAUCUAUCGAUCAGUGUAUCUAUGGUCAUGUGCCACGAGGUCGCCUACUUUUGCAUGACCUGGUGAUUUUUGCAAUUGCGCUGCCUUUUUAACUUCAAAAGUCUUUAUCUCUAAGUAUAUAGUAUACCUGAUGAUAGUAAAAGGUUUCUUCCAGGAGACAAAAUCUUCUUGUGUCGCAUGCCGUUGCACUGAGCCACCCACGUGGUCUACCUGCUGAGCGCUCUCAUGCAUCGUGUAUGGUGAACCUCAAUUAUUUGUCACCCAUUUACAAAGUUCAAUGACUUUCCAUUCUGUCAAGAAAGUUCAGGAGUUGUGAUUAUUCACAAGAAAGAGUUGCAGUUUGCUUCUCAUUCCAUCCGAAGCAAACUUUGACAAAAUGAACUUCACCCCUAAGUGACCAGUCCUGAUACAUGUAAGUGAUGAUGCUAAUAAUGUGCCCUUUGAAGGGACUUGGUGUUUGCUUUGCCAUAUAUUCAAUUCAAACCUUGACAAGUAUGUUGCUCUGUAGUUUUUUCUACUCUCUUUGGAAAGGUUGAAUUUCUAUUAAACGGUGAUCUUCUCAUUGUAAAGGCACCACUUGGUGUCAGAAUGCACUCACCAUGCCAGAAAGGAUGCAAUAUAUCAACUUCCAUACAUUUCUUUAUUUUCGUUCACGUCACAAUACCAUGGACUCUCAAGUACUUUGAUUUGUUUGUCAUUUUGCGGGCUUGCAGCAUACAUGAACAUUCAAAAAUGUAAUACUGUGAAUAUUGUUUUGUACUGUUUAGUCACCACUGCCAUUUAUAUGCAAUGUAUGAGUUCUUAGAUUUUAUUGUACAUGAAGGUCUUGGAGUCCAUCUUCUUCUGUUUGACAUGCUCACUGCUAUAUACAGUUAUGUGAUUGAGCUUAAAAUUCUAUAUCUUCGAUUUUAGCUUGUACAAAAGCCUGUAAAGAGAUAUCAGGUUUCAUUAUUUACUAUUAUUGAUUUCCUUUCAUGCUGACAUGUUUACUGACCAUGGCUGGCAUAAGCUUCUCACUACUUGUCAUCACCAUUAUCACACAUCCAAUAAUCGUAACAAUCAUCAUCAUUGUAAAUUCUGUUCAUCAUCAUUACAAUUAUCUUUAUCAUGAACAUCGGAGACCAUGGCCCCUUCUUACAAAGAGCUGUGAUUGAUCCGAUGAACCACAAAUAUGGAAAGCCGGCAACGCCAACUUCUUAAAUGCAUGUUUGUUCAAAGUAUUUUUAGUCCAGAUAUGAUGUAUACUCAUUGUUUUCUUGAAAAUUCAGUGUGCUUCUUUUUUUUUUACAAAGGACAUUGUGAAAAUUUCCUGUAGGAAAAGUUACAUUCAGGGAUUUCCAUACAGUUGGGGGUUGAUCAGAUCAAUCAUAACUCUUUGUAAGACGGAAGCCAGGUGGCUUCCAUCCUAACUGACCAGCAUACCAAGGGGUGAUUCUAUAUUGAUAAUCGACCUACUGUUUGUCCAACCUCUACAUUUUCUAUUUUUACUUUGCUUUGAGAACUACUCAAGCCAUAAUAAAGUGUUAGUAACAACCUUUCAUGUUAACUAUGGUCUAUCAUUCCCCUAUACCUGCAUAUAAUACGAGAUAGCAAAGCAAUUUCCUUGCAUGUACAUAUCAUAAUAAGAAUAAAGUUAUUUUUUCCGGGGUAUCCACUUUAGUUUCGAAAACUGUUGUACCAGUAGGCCCUGCUUAACAUGAUGAUGUUAUUAUUACCCUGGUUUUAGCUGCACCGCCUACAGGCACUCAAGCACUUGAGAAAUAUCUUCCUACUGGGUAACUAUACCUGGAUUGAGUGCAGCACAAUGUGGGUACAUUUCUUGCUGGAGGAAAACACGCCAUGUCUGGGAAUUGAACCCACAUCCCUCAGAUUGAAGGACGAGAGUCGUGACCAUUAAAUCGCAAUGCCCCCAGUAGUAAUUUGUAUGAAUGGCAUGCCACAAGGUUUUUACUCACUUGGGUCUAUGAUCGAUUGGUCUACUUUAUAGAGAGUCCAGGACUACAUUUGGUCCCCCUCAAUUUGGUCUAAUUGCCUUGUGAUCUACACUACAAUUUGUCUGAUACUCAGUCUGACGUCAAGUGGUCUAAUUUCAACUUUGUUUACUACCAAUAUUUUUUCGCUUUAUUUAAUGUGAAUUUUAUUUGUAAACAGCUCAUUAAACUAUAUACUAUUUGUGGAGCGUUGUGGCCCAGUGGAUUAGUCUUCUGUCUUUGAAACAGAGGGUCGUGGGUUCGAAUCCCAGCCAUGGCGUAAUAUAUUAUACCUAUAUUAUUAUUAUUAUACUACAUUGUGUUAGACCAAGUGGAUGUUAGGCGAAAUGGGUGUAGCCCAACUGGAAAUAUGACUGUAUGACAAAGUGGUAUAAUAGGCUAAAUGGCAAUGAGACCAAAUGGUCAGUAGAUGGACUGGUUGGUAGAUCAAGUUGGAUUAGACCAUGUGUGGUGAGACCAAACGGAAAGUCAACAAAACGUUUGUAGAUCAAUCAUCAAAUGACAUGUGUACCAUUAUCCUUGCUCAUUGGUUCCACAAGAAAUUUGCAUACGAAGCAGAAAAUAAUGUGCAAUAUUUUCCUCUCAUUUCCUUCGGAUGUUGAGCAAAUACGAAUUGACUUUUGACAAUGGAAACUUCAAGCUUUUCAGAAUAUAUUACCAAUGGAUUUUUACAUCAAAGUGCUUUGUUUGCCUAUCUUGCAAAGGUAGGACCUACAUGUAUGGUGUAUAGGAGACACUUCUGCAAUUUUUUUGUUCAUCCUGAAUGAUAGAAAUUACAUAUGGGAUAUGGGCCAGAAUACCAUGUGUGUAUAUGUAGGCAUUUAAAGUUAAAAACUUAUUAGCCUCUCAUUUAAUUCUCAUGAAUAAUUCCGCAACAUUGUUUUAAUAGCGAUGUACAGCAUUAGAACAAGGACAAGCAAAACUUUCUUCUGGGUAAAAUUUCUCUUGAGUUCUGAAAUUUCAACUAAAUGGACUUGAAGCUGUUUACAGCUGGGCUCUCCACCACUUGGAGGGGAGGUUGUUCCAUUCAUUGAUGCAUCUUUAUAGUAACUUUGCCAUCCAAUGGUAUCUUUGAUGGAAUCCGUGAUUUUCAUUGGCUGUUGGGCAUUGUAGACGUGGUAGUUACCAUUGGAUGGGAAAGUUACCAUAAUAGUAUUUUUUUGGUAAUAGGACCAUGAUUACAAAAAAAAAAAAAAAUGGGAAAAUUUCCAGCACAGUAUCUUGUUUGGUUGCUGAAU